This is a messenger RNA of Physella acuta, 6262 nucleotides long. RefSeq names its product sperm flagellar protein 2. Lineage: Eukaryota; Metazoa; Mollusca; Gastropoda; Physidae. Gene Ontology annotation, molecular function: calcium ion binding; protein binding. The record is from RefSeq and is a predicted model, not a curated record.
ACGAAGUGUAAACCACUGCAGAGGAGACUGCUGUGUUUAAAAAAAUGGUGCAGCUGUGUUAUAAACUAAUACAAGAGGUUUUGUAAGACGCUAAAACCAAAAUGACAGACAUAUUAUGCCGCUGGCUCAAUGAUGAGCUACAUCUUUCAGUCAAAAUAAACCAGGAAUCUUUUGCACAAGAGUUUUCCUCAGGUUACCUUAUAGGUGAGGUAUUACAUAAAUAUCAACUUCAAAAUGACUUCGACCAAUUUUCCCAAAGCAAGACUGCUGAUUCGAAGCUCAAUAACUUCACACGCUUGGAGCCUGUUUUUCUUUUGCUUGGAAUUCCUUUUGACAUAACACUAGCAAGAAAUAUUAUGACUGAGAAACAUGGGGCAGCUACACAGCUCUUAUAUCAAAUGUAUAUCUCACUCAAUAACAAAAAGAAAGCCAACUUAACUGGUGUAGCUAUGGAAACAAUGCUGCCAGCAGCCCCUGCUAAGCUUGGUGUAAUUGAGAGUAACAUGUACAAAGAGAAGAAGAAAGACGAUGAGCGUCUAAAACAAGCAACUCCUCGUCAGACCGACCUUGAUCUCCAAGCUUUAGUGCUCCGCUUUCAUGAAAACCAAAUUAAACUUGAACAAAGCGCAUUCAGGGAGAAGUUUGAGGAGGCUGAGAGACUGUAUAAAAAACAUCAGGAAGAAAGAGAAGCUCUUCUUGCAAGGAACCGUGCCUUGAAAGAAAAACAAAGUGAAAUGGUAGCUAAGAUAAAUGCAGCAACAAUUUAUAUUCCAAAGCCCCCACCUAAACACACCAUGAAAUCCAGUGGCAGCCACAGUGAUGUAAAAAAAAGAGAGGCAGAAGAAAGCAUCAAAUCUAUUAAUGCUUUUGAAGAAAAGAUGAGAAACCUGCCCAAGGAUGAGAAAGCGAAUGACUCAGAGAAGAAAAAUACAUUAAACUGGGAUGUCACUAAUUCAGUUAAACAAACUCGGUCAGCCACAGCUCCUAAAGAUGAUUACAUUGGGAAAAUACGAAAACGCUUGCAUGAGGAUUCUACUGCUAGGGAAGAAAGAGAGAAAAGACGGAGGAAAGUUUUGAGAGAUCAGAUGAUCGCUCAUGAAACACAGGAAGAAGCCAGAAGAGAAGAGAUGAUGGUUAAUAGACUGAUGCGACAAUCGCAACAGGAGCGAAGAAUAGCAGUCCAGCUACUGCAAGCUAGGCAUGAAAAAGAGAUUAUUCGCCAAAAUAGACUUUUAAUGGAGAAACAGUACCAGGAGAGAAGACAAAAAGAUUUUGAGGAAGCUUUAGACAGAGAAGCACAAAUGGCGGAACUGCACAGGUUAGAAUAUGCUGAGCAAAUCAAAGCUGAUCAACAAGUACACAACAUGAUAGCAGCCCAACGAGCUGAGGAAAGGUACACGCGUCACUACAAUGUUUGUGAAGAGAUCGUCAGUGAUAUUGUGGACUUUGCUUACAAAGUAGCCGACUAUAGGGAGCUGACAAGCAAACUUCUGCCUCCUAAACUCAUGCGAGAUUGGAAGCUACUGUUUACAAGUGGGAAGCCUCUCUUUGAUAAAGAGAGCUCAAAGACAGAUCAGAUAACACCAGAGCAGCUCCUAGAGGAAGAGAGGCAGCGUCUGCUUGAUGAAGGGGAUUUCAUGGAAUAUAAAUAUAUGACAGGAGAAUGGGAGCCCCCAGCAGUGAGUGACAUCAAGGGACCACCAGAGGAGAACCCAGUGGUGGGACACAUUGUACACAGACUGUUUGCCAUGGUUCAUCCCCCAACUCCCCCAUUAGUGCCACCAGAGUUUCCACCUUUCCCUAUACGCGCCUGUGUGUUGGGAAAAGUUUUCAGUGGUAAAUCCACAGUUAUCAAACGCCUUGCUGAGGAGCAUCGCCUGCAGGUUAUAGUGCCAGAGCAACUCAUCCAAGAAGCUCUGGAAGCUUACAAGGCAGGGGAAGUUGAGACUGUGGAUAAGACUACCCAGAUAAAUUUUGAAACCACGCUGUCCCACUCAGGGGAAGAGAUUGACCAAGGAGUAUCUACUCUCAAUGCUGCAGACUUAGCAGAUGCUUUAGAACAGCACUUACAAACAACAGAGAACAGCAGUAUCCCUACAGCUUCUCAUGACACCCCAAAAUCAGUUGACAAUAUGAAAAAUUCCCCUCAUGUGUUGAUUCACAAGGAAGUUGUUCAGAUAGGACCAGAGCCAACAGCAAGAGCAAAACUUGGAGAAAAAGCCAUGAAGUUUUUGAAAAAAGGCAAACCAGUGGAAGACCAAGUAGUUAUUGAUAUAGUUAUAGAAGCUAUAAGAAAAAUCCCAGCAGGAACAGGCUGGGUGCUAGAUGGCUACCCACAUACUUACGCUCAGGCUAAACUCUUGGAGAAAGCCCUCAGUGGCAUUGACACGGCUAAAACUGACUCCAAGACCAGGAUCAGCAAAUCCAGUCUGGUCAAUGACCCUCGACCUGCUCCCCCUCCACCGGAUCCACCAAGUGGAAUAGAUGUUGUGGUGCUGUUUGACAUACGAGAUGAGCUGUGUCUGAAACGAGCAGCAGGCAGAACUGAGCAAGUCCAAGCUGGCAAGUCUUACCAUGAAGAAUUUGAACCUCCCCCAGAGGGAAGCGCCACAGGUGUUGGGAAAGUGGAAAAAGUUCAACCUGUGGUUGAUCCAUCAUUUGAUCAGGAACAAAUCCAGACAAGGAUCACUGGAUUUGUUGACCAUUGGCCGAAGCUAGAGAAGUGGUUUGUGAAGUUUGGAACUUUGAAAACAGUUGAUGCAAGCUUGGAGAAGGAAUCUCUCUAUCUGGAAACUGAAAAGAUCUUUGAAGAUAUUAUUUGCAGGAUUGAAAACAGAGGCAAAGAACCAGAAGUUGAAAAAAUAUCAGAAGACAAGGCAAUAUCAGAUGCCCCACCCGGGGCUCCACCAAGUGCAGCACUAAAUGCAGCACCAAGCAGUGUACAGCAGCCUCAAGGUGAACCAGCACCAGGUGGACCUGAGCUCCACCCUUCAUCACGCCCCACAUCAAGAUCUGCAUCAAGACCCCUCUCUAAAACAAGCAGCCAUGCAGAUACCCGCGGGACUAGUACUGCAGAAAAGACUGCAGCAGAAUCAAGUUUAAAUGAAGAGAAAAAAACAUCUCUUGAAUCAAAAAAAGAAGAUGAAGUGGAAAAAAAACUAUCUGAGCCAAAGCUCGGUGAUGUAGAGUUUGAUGUAAUCUUAAAACUUGAUAUGCCAGUUCCAGCUAAGAUUGCAGGUUCUGCUAAAAAAGAAAAAGAUAAAAAACCAGGAUCACCAAAAAACAAAAAAGCUGAGGGCAGCAGUAAAGGAAAAGGAAGUAGAGGUGAGACCUCUUGGGGUGCCAGCAAUUCCCCUAAGACAUCCAAGAAGUCCAAGACACCAGAACCAGAGCCAGCACCGGAGAUACCUGAGGGACCACCCCCUAUCAAACCUGGGGAUGAACAGUGGAAUUUUGUUGACUUGCCCAUCGAUUUUGAAUUAGCUAAAGUCUUAGCCGCUCACUGGGAAGAAUUGGAAAAAGCCUAUGUCAAUAACACUAAAGAAGUUUUCCAUAAGAACAGGCUAGAGAGAGAAAAUAUAUAUCGCUAUUUUUAUCAAAUUAAAAAAAAUUACAUGGAGUAUUUGCAAAGGCCAGAUUGUAAACAAGAGUAUGUGGAACAGUGGCAACAGACCUACAACAGUGUCCCUGAUGACAUGCGCGAUGACGAGGAGACGAAAGCUGAGCUGCACCAACAGGUGGACAACCUGAGGGAGAAACUCUGGAACAUCUGCGAUGACAGGAAGGAGCAGGCGGAGAAAGAAAGGGAGGCAAUCAUAAACGAUGGUUGGUUGGAUGACAGAAUCGGACUUCUGUCCAACAAUUACCUGACUUUGAUGCAGGCAGAAGUAGACAGACUACAAGACACAGUCCGUCUGCUGAAGGAUUAUUACACUGGUAUGGAUGGGCAGGUGCCUGACGUGCUCAACCCUGACUAUCACAGAGUUCCAUUGUUACAGCUUUCAUUUGAAGCAACUGCUAGUUCAGAGUCUUUGAUAGCAGAACCAGUUGAGCAGUUAGAGGCAGCAGAAGAGACUUCCAAUAGGUCAUCUUUUAGAGCCAAGUCCCCAAAAGAUAAAGACGAAGGUCCCCCAAGAUCCCCCAAAUCCCCUAAGGGGUCAAGGUCGUCUAGGACAUUGUCAGGCAAAAAGAAACCUGGAGAUAAGGAAACCCUCCUGCCAGAGCUGCCUAAGUCUUCAGAUGGAAUAGGCAGGAAAAUAAUCAUCCCCUUGGUAUCUCGUCGCAUGACAAACCCAGAUGUUGACCCUAAAGUGUCAUCCACACCCAUUAAAGAUAAGAAAGACAAGAAAGGACCCAAGAAAUCAACAGAGGAUGUUUUUGUUGGCAUAGAUGAGACCGCUGUACCCGCAGACGGUGAUGAGAAGAUGAUCUUUAAUGGCUACAUGUAUGCUUUACAGGGAAUCAUCAAUUUGGUUGCUACUGAGAUUCAGAUAGUUGAGGAGGAAGCUGAGAAGCAAAGAGAACUAGAAAAAAACAAAGAGAAGGAGAAGGCUUCCAAAAAUGUGAAAGUAGGAAAAAAAGGCGGCAAAGACAGAACACCGUCACCAAAGAAAGGAAAAAAAGAACCAGAAGUGGCUGCAACUCCCCCUCCAGGCCCUACUAUGAGUGAAGAGGAAUUAGAGAAAAAGUUAAUCAAGGAUCGUGAAAGAGAAGAAUAUAUAUUUGCUCUGAAGGCUGAGGAACAAGCAGCAAAAUCAAGGCUAGAAUUGAUUAAGGUACUUGCUUGUGGAAUAAUACGAGACUUGAAAUGUAAAGCUGACGAUGUAUUUAAAGACAUGAAUGAUUGGCUAGGUGCAAGAUUCUUGAAAGAAAUGGAAAGUAUUGAUCAAAUGUCAGAAGUUAUGCGCAAUGUCAUUGAGAACAAGGAGAAAAUUAAAUAUGAGAUUGUGAUUAACCAGGACCACUUUAUGCUGGAUGAGGAACUGAAAGUGUUGAAAACUCCCAGUCCUCCGCCAGUUGAGCCACAUGAAGAAAGGCCAAUGCCUGACCUGUUCACAAUACAGCAGCUCACCACACUGUAUGAACAUUUUCAGACCAUCGCACCAAGUGGCACCAUCUCCACCAAAGCCUUCACUGAAAUGUUUGAGAUGCUGGUCUCAGUGGCUCACGGGACGGAAUCUUUGCCAGACUCUUGGAUGCAUCUGACGUCAUCUCAGAUAACUGACUUGGCCCAAGCGCUAUCAUCUGACACUGACUAUGUUGACUGGCGCCGUUUACUGGUGACAUUGUGUUACCCUAUACCCAUACCCAGCCAGCAAGAACUCCUCGAUUGUCUGAAAACAUUUAAAGCCAUGGACCAGAAGUCAACUGGCAAAGUUACACGAGAACAAUGGCAUAGGAUGCAACUUUGGUUCAAAAAACCGGACUUUGUGGAGUCUUUUGAUAGGGUGACGGAACUUCACAAUCUUUUGUUUGAAAUGUUUGCUGACCACACUGGCUCUCUGUCAUUGCUGGACUACAUGAGCUUUUUGAUGUACUUCUCUGCAUGUCCAAAUUACCAUGAAGGAUUUUUGCAUGCUCUAAGUUUGGCUUGUGGACACCACAUGCCCAGAUUGGGCAAGCCACUGGUAAUGCCUUCAGAGAGAGCUCCCAGUGCCAUGGAAAGCAUCCAUGAUGGUGGAGAUUAUAAGGAUGAUGACAAGUGUCACCUGGACACAGAGCCACUGAUGUCCAGUGAGCCAAUACCACAGAGUGCUGUAGAUGCCUUAGUCCCUGUGGAGGCCUUGUAUCAGGUACUACACCACGGAGAGAUCACUCGAGGUGACAGCUACAGAUUCACUUCAUCGGCUGAUCCAGAGGACCACACCUCUCUUGAAAAACUGAGUGCUGUCUACCAGGAACUGAAUGAUGAUGAUAGCACUUCUCCCAUUCCCUAUAGGAUUCUCAUUGAACAUCCACUCAUUCAAGAUGUUAUCAUGGCAUGCAACAGAUUCAAAGCUCUGGAUAUUAGAACAAUGGUGCCAGGAGCUUCUGUGGACACAGAUAAUUCUAGUAUGAAAACCAUUGAUUGACACUAGCAAGUUAACUGUGUGUAAUUAUAGUCUUACCUGAAUGAUGGCACCAUUUCCUAACAUUGAAAUCACAAAUUGUAUACUGAUAAUAUACCUUAUUAUAACAUUCUUUAAUUCAUUGACUUGAAUCCAGAUGUCUGGUGUUUAUACAACUUUAUCAGAGUGAAAUAUAAAUGAAAUAAAUAUUUGUU